Messenger RNA from Penicillium odoratum, 1008 nucleotides. RefSeq lists its product as uncharacterized. The coding region runs from base 1 to 1008 and encodes 335 amino acids. The transcript has 4 exons. Gene Ontology annotation, biological process: vacuolar transport. The record is from RefSeq and is a predicted model, not a curated record. Lineage: Eukaryota; Fungi; Ascomycota; Eurotiomycetes; Eurotiales; Aspergillaceae.
AUGAAAUUGACUAACUCCGCUCACUAUUCUCUUCUCUUCUUAUCAUCCAUUCUCGGACUUUCCUGCGCCGCAGGCUCCUCUCACUUGAACGAUGAAUCCACAUGUGUGGCGCACUCGCCAACAAGUGGCCUCUAUUACGAUCUCAAUUCAAUCUCAGUAUCCCCACCGCAAAUGAAGAACGGCAAGAAAAUAUCGCAGGAGGAUCGGGAUGAAAGUUGGCUUGCCAAGGGGCAUGACUACCCCGCAAACUUCACGCUGAAUAUAUGCGCGCCAGUGAUCGAGAACUUCACAGAUGUGGUGGGCGUGCCAUCUUCGCGAUGGCAGAAUAUUAGCGCGUUCUACGAACAGCAUGGAAAGAUAUAUUCCUUAGGUGAACAAGCCUCUGAUCCCUUUUUCCGUGGUCGCAAACUUGUUCUCAAUUAUACGAACGGCUCCCCAUGUCCCGAUGAGCUCAAUGGCGCUUCUUUAAAUGCGUCCCUCCGAACUAAGUCCACCCUGAUGUCCUUCCUCUGUGACCGCGACGCUCCAGCAAACCAGGCAACUGCAUCAUUUGUCGGUACCAUGGACUCUUGCGCCUACUACUUCGAGAUUCGCAGUUCCGCUGCAUGUGGUGGAAUUGCCGUGGAUCCCAACUCCGGCGGAAUGGGGCCGGCUGGCGUAUUCGGUGUCAUCAUGCUCAUCGCCGUUGCCGCCUAUUUCAUUGGUGGUUGUGCUUAUCAAAGGACCGUCAUGCACCAGCGUGGCUGGCGCCAAUGCCCCAACUUCAGCUUGUGGGCUGGAAUGCUUGACUUCAUUAAGGACAUGUUCAUCAUCUCCUUCUCAUCAAUUGGCAACUGCCUUCGUUUGAGACGUUCGCCGUCGAAUGGUGGCUAUGCACGUGCUAGCUCUGACGACCGUGGCGGUUUCAUUGGUGCUAUUGGUGGUCGGGGACGUGGCUCGGGUGGCCGUGGUGAUGUGGACGCAGAGAAUCGUCUGAUAGAUCAACUGGAUGAGGAGUGGGACGACUAG